Daucus carota subsp. sativus is the source of this 4802-nucleotide messenger RNA. RefSeq names its product glycerophosphodiester phosphodiesterase GDPDL6. Gene Ontology annotation, molecular function: glycerophosphodiester phosphodiesterase activity. Lineage: Eukaryota; Viridiplantae; Streptophyta; Magnoliopsida; Apiales; Apiaceae. The record is from RefSeq and is a predicted model, not a curated record. The coding region runs from base 2333 to 4621 and encodes 762 amino acids. Gene Ontology annotation, biological process: lipid metabolic process. The transcript is spliced from 12 exons.
GAGAAAAAAAAGGAGGCUGAAAAUUACAAAUACAUCAAUUUUCCUUGAUUCAAAACCAUCAACAACGACAGAUUGAGAAGCAUAAACGGAUACAUAAGGCAUAAGAGGGCCCCAGCGUCCCAUGCCGACGAGCAAAUGGUUUCAAGCACUCUGAGGAAUAUAAUGCAGAGCUACAAGUUUAUCAAGGAUGCAAUGAUAGCAUGGAACAAGUCAACUAAUAAUGAAGAGAAAUCCAAAUUAUAAAUUCACCUCAAGUGGAGCUUAGGAUUCUAAGAAUUGUAUCAGACAUGCCAUGUUCUUUGAUUCUAGUAUUAUUGAUUGCACAAUCCUACCCUUUCUAACUUGUAGUUGAUCUCAAGUAAGUCCAAAUAUUCCAUCUUAUAAUCUUCAUACAUAACUACUUCCCUCGCAUCUUAUAAGUUUCUGAUUCCGGUAGUUGAUGCUCGAAAAAUGACAAGAGUAAAAGCUGCAUUGCAACUUCUCUUGCUGGGGAUUCUGCUUGCCAUGUUUCGACCUCAUUGUGCCAUCGUAUGUGGAGUUAACGCUAUAAGAAGCGGUGAUAUGGAAUCCAUGCAUCACAGCUCAAAGCUAAUGUCUGGCUAUGUUCCCACAAAUCGGGUAAAAGAGAAUAAGAUUCCUAAAAGGCCAUCUGCACCAAACCCAGUGGGAAAUCAUUGUCCACCAUCAAGAAUAUAAGCCACUUAGUACACUUGUUCUAAGCAAUAAAUUAGACGGAUGGCCAUUCUCCAGAGAGGAUUGCUUCGAUACACAACAGAAAGCGGUAUCUCUGAAUAAGUCUCAAAGAUUAUUAUUUCAGGCUGCCUUCAACUUCGAAGGACAGCAGAAUGUCCAGUGGCAACAACUUACUAGCAGAUUAAGAAUCAAUAAUCUUUGUUAGUUGCUUUUCAAUCAGUUUCUCACACUCCUGAAAGUUAAUUUCUGGAUGAGAAGGUCGUGUUGAUAUCAGCUAAUAUCACUAAUUUACCAUAAAAACUAUCUGCUUGUGUACAUCAAAGAUGUUCAAAUUGUUGGUCACUAGCUAUAGAACAGUACGAAACCAGAGACUUGGUUUAACUUACCAAACAAUCUUUCUUGAUAUUUGCUACAGCCUACAGGACAGCUUAUAAGUGUGGAGAUAGAAAAAGGGUCACUGAUAUGUUGAAUAAAUUCUAUAUAUAAAACUAUACAAAGGUGUUUAAGCAUCAAUUUCAUCUCUGCAUAUUGAUCUCCUGCUCCUUGGCGUGCAAUAAUCUGGCACUGGUAUGUCAUUGCCAUCGCUGGAAGCAAAUGACUCUUCCAUAACGUCACUACAAGAAAUCAAAUCAGUCCCCAGGUUCCAAAAAUUAAUCUUCGCGGACUGAGCACUUAAUAAAUUAAUUUUAAAUCACAUCGCGGAAAUACUGAUGCUAGCAGAGUUACUUUUGGCUUGAAACAUAACAUAAGGUUAUGCUGACAUACUUUCAGUUGAAUGGAAAAUGUCAAUUAUAUUAGUAAUUAAGUUUUGAGGAAAGCGUGGUUCUAUAGUAUAAUAUACUGCAUUCGAGAUCACUAUAUUAGUAGAACUUACCCCUCCUGAUACACUGCAACUACAUAGAGCAAUGCCUUCGACUCAUCACAUACAAAGCUAAGACACAAUUUCUUACAAGGAUAUGCUUUUUUCCCCCUCAAUUCCGCAUUUCAAUUCCCAUUAAAGAUGUUAUACGCAAGUUAAUACUGUAAAUUGUGCCUUGAAUAUAAAUCUGAGUAAUGAAAUAACUUGGAUCUUGGUAACACUGGUAUUUUUGUGAUGUUCUGGUAUAAAUUCUUUAAAUUUGCUGGCUUCUAAUAGUAGUGCAAUAUACAAAUAUAUGCCUGCCUGCCAGUGCCACUAAUGGAGUCAUAACUCUCAAGUCAUAACAUACAUGUCAAGCUGUCCAUAAAUAUAGGAUUUUAAUUUCUUAAACUCCUCUUAAUUAGUGGUUUACGUUUUACUUCCAUAACCAACCAUUCUCAUCCAUCAAUGUGUUGUUACACAGACAUGCAUGUACAAUGUCUUUCUUUCUACACACAAAUUAAUCACACAUUUACACUCCUCUGUCAAUACAUGCUAAUUCAUGUAUGCAUGUAUGUAUGAUCUUUCUUUUUCCACAAGUAAGUGAUAUAUAUAUGACAGGGCAAUCUUUAUACAAAAUUUGAGGUAAAUUCUAAGGUUAUCAUCAGCGGCAGCAGGGGCGGCAGCAGGGGCAGGUCGGAUGAAAAAGCGAUUGCGCGGGUUGUUCAGCUCAUAAUCGGCUAUAACCAAGGUUGAUUUUUGGCUGGAUACAAGAUCCGAAAAUAAGAGAUCCUGAAGAAAAUGUUCCACCAAUUUCCAGCAGUUUUGUUAGUCUUGUUCUUGCUCUUGGAUCCGAUCCUCGCAAAAAAGCUCUUGGGACUGGCAAAUGAUGCAGGACCUGGACCGCAACAACCCCCAUCCCCUUCCACUAAAUUUUUAACUUUGAAUGGAGGUCCCCCAGAGGUGAUAGCAAAAGGUGGAUACUCAGGCAUAUUUCCAGAGUCGAGCCAAGCUGCCUAUACAUUCGCGAUGCAAAUGAGUCUUCCCAAUACCAUCAUGUAUUGCAAUGUUCAACUUACAAGAGACAACUUGGGAGUUUGUAUCCCAACAGUGAACAUUGAUCUUUCAACAACAGCAGCUAUGGCUUAUCCUAAAGGAGAAAAAACCUUCAAUAUAAACGGCAAGGAUCUUCGUGGUUGGUAUGCUAUGGACUAUAACUUGGCUGACCUGAAAAACACUACGAACUAUAUACAAGGUAUAUUGAGUCGACCAAAUACAUUCGAUGGAGUUUAUGUAGUAACUACACCAGAUAAUAUUAUAGGAUAUAAUGUUACCAGGAUGUGGCUUAAUAUUGAGCAUGAUAUGUUCUACAACGACCAUAAGUUAAGUGCAGCAAAAUACAUCCAAGAUUCAGCACAAUACUGGGUACCAAGUCAUAUCUCAUCACCUGAGAUUGGUUUCUUAAAAUUUAUGGGUGGUCAGGUAGACAAAAACAGAACAAAGAUCAUCUUCAAAUUCUUGGGAAAAGAAGACGUUGAACCAACAAACCGAGAAAAAUAUGGUGCAAUACUGAACGACCUUGCCUCUGUUAAACUAUUUGCAGCUGGUAUUCUUGUCCCUAAAGAUUACAUUGUUCCAGUUACACCAGAUAUGUAUUCUGAACCCCCGACGACACUUGUGGCUGAUGCCCAUAAACAGGGUCUUGAAGUAUAUGCUUAUGGUUUUUCAAACGAUAAAAUGACAAGCUACAAUUACAGUUAUGAUCCAGUUCAGGAGUACCUUCAGUUCAUUGACAAUGGCCAAUUUUCUGUUGAUGGAAUGCUCACUGAAUUCCCCUACACCGCGUCAAAUUCUGUUGCAUGCUUUGCUCAGAGCAAGAACUUUACCACCAAGGUUGUUAAAGGUCUGAUAAUUUCUCACAAUGGAGCAAGUGGAGAUUACCCUGGCUGCACUGACCUUGCCUAUCGGAAGGCCAUUGCAGAUGGCGCGGAUAUAAUAGACUGCACUGUCCAGAUUUCAAAAGAUAAAGUAGCCUUUUGCUUGGCUAACAUUGAUCUCUCUGCAAUAACUACAGCUUUGGCUACUUACGUCGACAGAUCAAAAAAGGUCCCUGAAAUCCAAUCUCAGAAUGGGAUUUUUGCAUUUGAUCUUGACUGGAGCGAGAUUCAAGCUCUAAAGCCUACAAUUGAAAUUCCUUGGAAAGAUAGUGGCUUGGUGAGAAACCCGAAAAACAAGAACAAAGGGAAGUUUGUGACUCUUGCCAGCUUCUUGGAACUUGCCAAAGCAAAUAAGACCGGAGGAAUUUUGAUUAACAUACAAAAUGCUGCCUUUCUAGCAUCAAAGAAAGGUAUUGGUGUAGUAGAUGCUGUCACAAGGGCUUUGACCAAAGCUAGCUUUGACAAGCCAUCUGAGCAAAAGGUUCUGAUUCAGUCGGACGAUAGCUCUGUCCUGUCAGCAUUCAAGGAUAAGCCUUACCAAAGAGUACUGACAAUCAAAGAUGCAAAAAGUGAUGCUCCCAAGUCAGUUGUCAACGAGAUCAAGAAACAUGCAGAUGCAGUAGUCGUUGACAGAGAGACAAUCGUUGAAGAAAAUUCAGCAUUCUUUACCUCUGCCUUUACCAAAGUUGUUGAUGAAAUGCAUGCUUCAAAUAUAUCAGUAUAUGUCACACCUAUGAGAAAUGAAUAUGUUUUCCUCAACUUCGAUUACCUCUCGGAUCCUUAUUUGCAGCUUGCUACAUACUUCUCCGAGAUGGUAGAUGGUGUCAUGACCGACUUCCCAGCUACUGCAGUUGCAUUUAUGAGAAAUCCAUGUUCGGAUAUUCAAAAUCCAAAGACAGUACUUCCAAUAAGGCCAAUCGAGGCAGGGGAUUUGGCUAAAAUAAUUGAUCCAGUGGCAUUGCCACCUGCUUUUCCACCCAACCCACCUCUAGAGAAUUCAGAUGUAAAUGAUCCGCCGCUACCUCCUGUAGCGAAGGUAGAUGAUAAGAAAGCACCUUCACCAGGGGGUCAUAAGAAAAAAUCGGGGGCAUCAAGAAAUGUUGACAGUUGGUACAUGAUCAUUUCGACUAUAGUCUUUGGCCUACUUGCAUGAAACAUUUUUCCAAACUAGCUAGCAGUUUAUCGUGUAGAAUUGAUAUAGAAUUUUCAGUUAGGAGAGUAGAAGGAUUGUUAAUAUACAUUGGCGGGUUGUAGAGUCUGUGGAGCUUUUGAAGCUCUCAGUGGUUAGCCUUAUGUCUUAUGUCUUCCUCUUGCUACUCGUAGUUUAAGGAUUA